Messenger RNA from Knipowitschia caucasica, 621 nucleotides. Lineage: Eukaryota; Metazoa; Chordata; Actinopteri; Gobiiformes; Gobiidae. The record is from the annotation of a GenBank genome assembly.
AUGAUCUCAGCGCGCUCUGCCCCACUCCACACCCGCCUUGGAGAGCUCUGCAGACGGGGACGAGGCUGCUUCCAUCUCCCCCGAGCCUUUUGCGAAAUUUCAGCCUGCUUUCGGCUUUUAACCCAGCUGCGCACCGCUCCAAGGCGUAAAAUAAGCACCGUGCGUCUCUCCAAAAACUCGCAGAGAAAACUGCUCCCCCUGCUGGUCUCCUGUCGCCAUUACACCAUGGAUCUUCUUCCCUGUGAGGAGCUGGAGUGCGUGGUGUGCUUCAACCUGUACUCUCGCUCAGACCGCAUCCCCCGCGUGCUGCACUGUCACCACACCUUCUGCUCCGUGUGUCUGGAGAAGCUGUCGCACCAGAGGGAGGCGGUCCGCACCGUCUGCUGCCCGCUCUGUCGCUGGAUCACCUGCACCAACGCCACCCUCAGCCUGCCGGGGUCGCUGUGGGUCAACACCGACAUAUGGGACCAGAUCUCAGAGGACCAGCUGAGGGAGAGAGGCUUCGACAUAGAGAUGGACCAACGAGAGAUGAUGAGGCAACAAGUGCCAAGCUCCAAACCAUCAUCGCUGCUCGAUAUUCUCCUUCGAAUGUUCGUCUGUGGAACCAACAACAGACACUGA